AUGUCUGCGUCGACCACCGGUGCAUGUGACACGUCGUCGCCGUCGAGUGAGUGGCCGUCGUCGCCGCCGGAGCUCAUGGAGAAGUUUCCGUCACAGAAGCAGGUUGAGGUUGCGCUGUUCGCGAGCCCCGGCGCGGGCCACCUCAUCCCGCUGGUGGAGCUCGCGAGGCGGCUCGCCACGGACCACGGCUUCGCGGUCACGCUGGUCACGCUCACCGGCAUGUCCGACCCGGCCAAGGACGCCGCGGUGCUGUCCUCGCUGCCGUCCUCCGUCGCGACCGCGGUGCUCCCUGCUGUGUCCCUCGCCGACCUGCCCCCGGACAUCGGCUUCGGUACCCUCAUGUUCGAGCUCGUCCGCCGCUCGCUGCCACACCUCCGCGCGCUCAUGGAGGGCGCCAGCCACGGCCCGGUGACCGCGCUCGUCUGCGACUUCUUCGGAACCGCGGCGCUGCCGCUCGCCGCGGAGCUCGGCGCGCAGGGGUACGUCUUCUUCCCGAACAGCUUCGCCAUGAUCUCCAUCAUGCGCCACAUCGUGGAGCUCCAUGGCGACGUCGCCCCCGGCGAGUACCGUGACCUCCCGGACCCCCUCCCGCUCCCUGGAGGCCUGGUUCUCCGCCACGCCGACCUCCCCGACGGGUUCCUUGACCGGAACGACCCAGUGUACGCCUAUCUCGUUGAGGAGGCACGGAGAUACGGCCGCGCCGACGGCUUCUUGGUCAACAGCUUCGACGAGCUGGAGGUCGCCAUGGCGGAAACGUUCAAGCGGGACGCCGAGGACGGCGCGUUCCCUCCGGUGUACCCUGUGGGGCCCUUUGUCAGGUCAGGCUCCGGCGAAGAAGCCGAUGAAUCGGCAUGCCUGGAGUGGCUGGAUCGCCAGCCGGAGGACUCGGUGGUAUACGUCUCCUUCGGCACCGGGGGCGCGCUAUCCGUGGAGCAGACGGCCGAGCUCGCCGCCGGGCUGGAGAUGAGCGGACACAGGUUUCUUUGGGUCGUGCGCAUGCCGAGCCUUGACGGCAACCCCUGCGCCCUAGGGACGAUCCCUGGCGACAAGGACGACCCACUGGCGUGGCUCCCUGACGGAUUCUUGGAAAGGACGAGCGGCAGGGGCCACGCCGUCGUGGCGUGGGCGCCGCAGGUGCCCGUGCUGUCCCACCCGGCGACGGCGUCCUUCGUGUCGCACUGCGGGUGGAACUCGACGCUGGAGAGCGUGGCGGCCGGCGUGCCGAUGGUAGCGUGGCCACUGUACGCGGAGCAGAAGACGAACGCGGCCAUCCUGACCGAGGUGACCGGCGUGGCGCUGCGGCCGGCGGCGCGCGGCCACGGCCACGGAUUGGUGACGCGCGAGGAGAUCGCAGCUGCGGUGAGGGAGCUCAUGGAGGGGGAGAAGGGAAGCGCGGUGCGCGGCCGGGCGAGAGAGCUGCGUGAGGCUUCGAAGCGGGCGUGGUCGUCGGAAGGGUCUUCCCGGCGGGCGAUGGGGGAAGUCGCCGGCAAGCUGAAGGCUGCACUUGUCAACGGGAAUGAAUCGAUUGCAUGA
Messenger RNA from Miscanthus lutarioriparius, 1533 nucleotides. Lineage: Eukaryota; Viridiplantae; Streptophyta; Magnoliopsida; Poales; Poaceae. The record is from the annotation of a GenBank genome assembly.